Messenger RNA from Fonsecaea multimorphosa CBS 102226, 336 nucleotides. RefSeq lists its product as uncharacterized. NCBI's taxonomy places the organism in Eukaryota, Fungi, Ascomycota, Eurotiomycetes, Chaetothyriales, Herpotrichiellaceae. The record is from RefSeq and is a predicted model, not a curated record. Gene Ontology annotation, biological process: transcription-coupled nucleotide-excision repair; DNA-templated transcription; maintenance of transcriptional fidelity during transcription elongation by RNA polymerase II. Bases 1 to 336 code for a protein of 111 amino acids. Gene Ontology annotation, molecular function: DNA-directed RNA polymerase activity. The transcript is spliced from 2 exons. Gene Ontology annotation, cellular component: RNA polymerase II, core complex.
AUGUCUGCGGCGGCGUCCCCAUCUCCAAGCGAGGGCGAGAGCAAGCGUGGCGAGGUCUCUUACAGAUUUUGUCAGGAAUGCUCGAACCUUCUGUACCCGAAGGAAGACCGUGCAACAUCUACUCUCCUCUACAUUUGCAAAGCAUGCCACGCGACUUCGCAGCACGACUCCGCCUGUACCUAUCGACAACAACUCGGCGCCAAUGUUCAAGAGACGGCGGGAACAACCGCUGAUGUUGCACACGAUCCAACGGUGGGUACUGCUUCCUCUGAGCUGCCACCUCUCUGUACCCUUUGUGGGGAGCCGUUGAGAUGCAACACAUGCGGCGCCAUUUAG